AAAAAAAAAUCAAACAAAGCGUAACCCAAAAGUUCCCAUUUUACUAAUUUAUGGACAUGACAUGGCGAAUAGUAUCCUUCAAACGUCGUCGAAUCAUAUAAUUUCAUCUGAACAGGCACUUCCAUUUCUUCUUCACUCUGCAGCAUCGUCAUAGCUCCACCUUCACCUCUGGCCUUUCUCCAAAAAAGGAAAAGAAAAAAAAAACGCACACAAUGUCUUCUUCACCGAAGUUCUUCCGAAUGGUCUUGCAGAGAAAUCUCGACGACCCAAAAUUGAUGAUUCCGAAGACUUUUGUGGAAGAUUAUGGUAAGGCUUUGUCAAAUUGGGUUAAUUUAAAGCUUUCAGACGGCCUUGAAUGGAAGGUGGGUUUGAGAAAGGCUACGAACGGCGCCCUUUGGCUCGAAAAGGGUUGGGAUAAAUUUUCAGAACAUUAUUGUUUAGAGUUUGGGUCGUUGCUGAUCUUUACAUUAUUAAAUGGAAGGAGGAGUUCGAAUUUUGAAGUAACUAUAUUUGACCCAACCGGAGUGGAAACCAAAUACGUUUCUUCUUCACCACAAUUGAAGGAGGAUUCUGAUACAAAUGCGGAUUCGGGUUAUUCUUAUUCCGAUUCUGAUGAAAGUUCAGAGAGUUUUCGUGAACAUUCGAAGAAGAGGAAGAAUGCUUUAGUUCCAUGUUGGCUAAAUCGUAAGAAAAUGAGAAAGGACGGUUCGUCUACAAUCAAAAUAGAACCUGCAGAUGCAGAAGAAGAAGAGUGCAAUAAUGUAUCCAGAGAGACUCCAAGCUGUAAGAAAAGAGUCGUCCCAAAACACGAAGUUAAGGCUUCGAGGAAAAAGCAACAAUCACCAAGGAAAGUUGAAACAACUCAGAGAUUCAGCUCAAAAUCAGAUCAUAAACCUUCCUUCAAAGUUGUCAUGCGACGAAACAACGUACAAGGCAGAUUUAACAUGGUCAUUCCCCACGAUUUUGCUGUGAAAUAUUUAUCUGAGGAAUCUGGAACUAUUAACCUUCAAAUUACAAAUGGUAGAAAUUGGCAACUUUUAUACAAAUGGUGUCGAACGGAUCGAGCAACUUUUGCAUACAUUUCAAGUGGAUGGAAGCAUUUUGUUGAGAAAAAUCGCUUGAAAGAAGGAGAUAUUGGAUUGUUUCAAUUGAUUAACAAACACAAUAUGUUGUUCACCGAAUUACAAAACAAUUCACUUUCACCGAAGAAAAAAACAGCAACCACAGGAAAUCCCUUCUUUGAAGUGGACAUUGUGUCCAAAAGCUACAUGAAUUCGUACCUGAACAUUCCUAGGAGAUUUGCAGGGGCGUAUUUUUCACCCAAAAUGCAGUCUGCAAGUCUUCAAGUUGGGAAUAAAAAAUGGGACGUGAGCAUAAAGAAAUAUGCAUGUAGUCAUGUUAGAUUUGCAGCUGGUUGGGGCACAUUUCAUUCUGAGAAUGGUUUGGAAGAUGGAGAUACAUGUUUGUUUGAGAUGGUUAACACAAAACUUUGUGUUCUUAAAGUAAGUAUUUUCAGAAAAGUUUCAACCUCUGUCUCUAUGGAUUAGAAUAUUCUAAUGCCAAAACUUUGCUCUACUUCUUUGGACAUUUUCUUGUAAGUUCUACAAGCGAGAGAGUCAGAAGAUUUGAACUUUCUCUCUUGGUUAAGGGUAGAAUAAUGUAUUUGGUGAAAUUUGGAAGGGUAAGUUAAUAUAUGUGUUUUGUGUAUUUUGUGCUCAAUAUGUGGAGCUAAAGGAAUUCAAAACUUGACAUGUAUUUUGAUUUUUAUGAUUAAUAUAUAUUUUUAAUCUGAGGCUUCUUCUUCUUA
Messenger RNA from Cucumis sativus (cucumber), 1807 nucleotides. RefSeq names its product B3 domain-containing transcription factor VRN1. Gene Ontology annotation, molecular function: DNA binding. The record is from RefSeq and is a predicted model, not a curated record. Lineage: Eukaryota; Viridiplantae; Streptophyta; Magnoliopsida; Cucurbitales; Cucurbitaceae. The transcript has 5 exons. Bases 213 to 1547 code for a protein of 444 amino acids.